Messenger RNA from Aethalodelphis obliquidens (Pacific white-sided dolphin), 927 nucleotides. It is a transcript of the gene SH2D1A, whose product is annotated as SH2 domain containing 1A. NCBI's taxonomy places the organism in Eukaryota, Metazoa, Chordata, Mammalia, Artiodactyla, Delphinidae. Bases 199 to 585 code for a protein of 128 amino acids. Gene Ontology annotation, cellular component: cytoplasm. The transcript is spliced from 4 exons. The record is from RefSeq and is a predicted model, not a curated record. Gene Ontology annotation, biological process: regulation of immune response; cell-cell signaling; cellular defense response.
UGAACCGUGAGAGGGAGGUUUUCAGGCAGGUAGACAACAUCCUGUUGUUCGGGCGCUCCUCUCUCUUUUUUGCACAUCUGGCUGAACUGGGAGGCGGGUGGCUGACUCGUGUUGGGUUGCGGCGGCAGCAGCAGCAGCAGCGGUGGCAUCUGUCCGCUGCCGUUCCACGCCUAGGUCCUCCCAAGAGUUCCCCAGGCCAUGGAGGCGGUGGCUGUGUAUCAUGGCAAAAUCAGCCGGGAGACGGGGGAGAAGCUCCUGCUUGCCACGGGUCUGGACGGCAGCUAUUUGCUGAGGGACAGCGAGAGCGUCCCGGGAGUGUACUGCCUGUGUGUUCUGUAUCAAGGUUACAUUUAUACAUACCGAGUGUCUCAGACAGAAACAGGUUCUUGGAGUGCUGAGACAGCACCUGGGGUACAUAAAAGAUUUUUCCGGAAAAUAAAAAAUCUCAUUUCAGCAUUUCAGAAGCCAGAUCAAGGUAUUGUAAUACCUUUGCAGUAUCCAGUUGAGAAGAAGCCCUCAGCUAGAAGUACACAAGGUGCUACAGGGAGAAGAGAAGAUACUGAUGUCUUCCUGAAAGCACCAUGAAGAAAAAUAAAACACACCUUGUACUUUAUUUUCAGUAAUUUAAAUAUAUGCUAAGUCUUAUAUAUAAUUGAUAAUACAGUUCAGUGAGCUACAAAAGUAUUUCUGAAACCAUCAUAGUCCUGUAAUGGAAGCAUCUAUAGCAUGAUGUUAAAGCUGAAAUGGACUUUUCGGAUAAUGAGGAGCUUUGAAAUGAGGAUUGGGGAAAAAUAAUUCCACAGGUUAUUUUCAGUUAUUGUAUUUACAAAUGGGAAAUGACUUAAAACAUAAUGAUACUUUAUAAAAGAUUAAUGUCAAUUCUUGCCAAAUAUAAAUAAAAAUAAUCCUCAGUUUUUCUCAAAAGCA